CAAGUGAGCACACCGCCUCCAGACUGACAUUCUCAGCUUUCUUGAUGUAGUCUACAUGGGCGCACUCGUCAAAGUGACGAAAAUGCCACAAAACAAUUCUGCUUCAGAAAAAGGAAAUCCCAUUAACCGAAAAAAAUGUUGUAGGGAACCCAAAGUAUAUCGCAAGUACGCAUGCCAAAAUUAACACUGGCAUGAAAGCAGUUUCAGAACCUCUUAGCGGCGACUCCUACAUACUGAACGUUUGUAAGAGCCGAAAGGCGGUUAUAGCUACUCGAGCGAUAGAGAGAGAGAGAGAGAGAGAAUCCAGAUUUUAGACGCAGAACAUUUGGAACAGCUUUCAGGAAGCCUUCGGCAGAGUACAAGGGCACAUCCGUUCAUUCCAAGAGAAAAGGAUGAUAGAGCUCCCGAGAAAAGUACGCGAUAGAACUACAAAACAGCACGAAAGUACAUGCGAUACUAAACGGUUUUCGAAUAGCCUUCGUCGUCUUACAUACGUUAAACGUAAUCACAUUUGCGGGACGUUACCUUGUGCGUCCUUUGAAGACUUUUACCAUACAGGAACGCGAACGUUAGGAAGACGCUACAAAACAGACCGCCGUGUGGUGCCUCGCGCCAUACACAUCCAAGCCAAGACAAUCCGUUAGCAAAUACUUCGCUGUUGCUAUGCCGACGAGUCUCGCUAGGCCUACGGGUGCCGGAAUUGCCGACCGAGCUCUGAAACUGGACGCGCUUCGAAACCUGGCGUUCCAGCUGAACCUCUCCAGCCUGGGUCAACGGCUGUUCGACAGUCUGGCCGCAAGGUGCUCCCGAUCGAGGAAUUGUCGUUCCAAGUCCGUGCGUCUCAGGCGAGAUCCUGAGCAGCGACCAGCGGUCCCACAAGCACAGGCAACCCAACAGCGUGCGCCUUCUGGACCUCGUGGUCAGCCAGGGCGUCGCACUGGUGAUCCUGGGCGUCAUCGCCUCGAUGUCUGCGUGGUUGUUCGCCGAGCGGGAGGUGAUCGGCACGCCUCCGCACAAGUGUCCCUCUUGCAAGGACGCCGAGGCGUACCUCGACGAGGUGUCCGAACCCCGGGUUUCCCCGUGCGACGACUUCUACGGUCACGUGUGCGGCCGCUGGAGCGACAGGGCGCCCUCGUUCGAAGCCGCGCUGCUGACCGGGGGACGGAGCGCCCUGCGGAACAGGCUGGCCUCCUACCCCAAGGGAUCCCACAAGCACUACACCACCUUCGAGAAGCUCGCCUCGUACUACCGCUCCUGCUACCAGGACAUGGAGAGUCGUCACGACAUGGCCUACUUCGUGGAGCGCUUCGCUUUGACCACCGGUCUCCGCUGGGACACCCUCGUGGCCAAGCACGGCAGCAGCGAGCUGGUCGACGUGCUGGUCGCCAUGAGCGCCCGCUUUGCCGUCUCGGUGCUCAUCAGGAUCGUCACGCUCGAGCUGAAGUACAGCUUCGUCGUGAGCGCUCUCGCGAACGACGAGCUCAUCGGCGCCUCCGAGAUGGGCGUCCUCCUCGGAAAGGUGAGGGCCCUCGCGAACCACUCCGUGGAGGGCUGGCCGGGCGACGUCGCCGAUCGUACGCAGGAGCUGCACCAGAAGGUGCUGGAGGCGUACCGAAACCGCGAGGACAACGAGUCCCGGAUCCUGGGGGACGCCGAGACCGUGCUGCCCGCCCUGGGGCUGGGCGACACCCGCAGCUGGCUGCAGGCGGUCAGCCGGCACACGCGCCUCAACGUCACCGAGGACUCCGCGGUGGCCCUCGACUCGCCCAAGCUUCUCGCGAGGGCGCUGCAGCUGUUCGCGCUCGCCGACGACCUGGCGCGAUCGGUCUACCUGUUCGCGCACGUCAUCCACGCCGUCGCGGCCGUGCACGACCUGAACGUCAAAGUUGACGGAAGGCCUGACGUCGCCGGCGAUGAGUGCCUGCGGCGACUGGACGCCAAGCAGCUGUCGGCUGCCAAGCGCGCGUUCGCCGUCUCCACGCUGGCGCCCGAGCGCACCGUGUUCCGGGUGAAGGAGAUGAUGUCCCUGGUGACUCUGCAGCUCGUCAAGGGCGUCUCGCUCAACAGUCGCCUCGAGGCGCCGGCACGCAUACUGCUCAGCCAGAUGCUGCGCGCCUACUCGUACAAGAACGUCUUCUCGGGACCCUACCUGAACAUGAACCGGCUCGAUCUCGCGUACCAGGCGUUUCCGGCAUCGCCCAACCUGUACCAGGAGCGCCUCUGGCUCACCCGCUUCCUGGUGCCCGAAGAAUUUCUGGACACCUGCGUCGGCAAGGAGUGGUCGCUCGCCGACGUCGACAACGAGAUGUGCGUGUCCCCCUGGGUCCUCCUGCCACCCAUGGUGUACCCGGAGGCCGACAAGUACGUCAACUACGCCUCUCUGGGCUUCCUCAUGGCCACCCGCGUACUGCACGCGUUCCUCUCGCCCAAGGCGCACGCCGACGAAGAAGAGCGCGCCCUGGCCACGCUCCUCGCCACCGCCGGUGCCUGUCAGCGGAGCACGAGAGACGUCCGGGACACCGAGGACGUGCCCGACGCCAUCGAGUUCACUCUGGGCCUCCGGUCGGCCCUCGAGGCGUACCGGUCGUGGGCAGCGUCGGCGUCCCCGAUGCCCGAGAAGCCGGCGCUGCUGAGGACGUUCUUCCGCAGGGCCUGCCUGACCUUGUGCGCCGAGUCGCCUACCCACCCGCCCCACCCCGGAUCGAGGUUCAGCUCGAGGCACGCGUGCAACAUGGCCGUCAGGAGCAUGCCCGAGUUCUUCACCGCGUUCCAGUGCAGGAUCGCUACGAAGAUGACGAUGAAUGGCAUCUGCACUUUGUUUUAGCUCCCCAUAUGUUUCGCUUGCUUGUCGCGACCUGGAAAGAGGACACAGGAAAUUUCGUGCACAGAUUUUAAAGCGCUUCCAACGUUCAUAUUGUCAAACGAGGUACCUACUAUUUUCGCGCAGGCUGCCAUGCCAUUGCUUGCCGUCACGUUUAAACGUAUCGGUAACCGUAUUCAAAGUGAUGGAGAACGUCACUGGUUGAAGUUACAUGCGCCCAGAAUAUUUGUUCAUUAUGACCUCUAAACUAGAUAUGAAAGCAUUCAGUCCCUAUAAUUUGUGACCCGCCUAUCUUUGUGAACGGACACGGUUCGAUAAAGUCUACCUUCGUGAAGUUUGACAGACGUUUCCAUUUAGGACAAUUCAUGAAAAUCUGUCUUUGGUGACAGCUUCACCGUGAUUUCAAUUUACCGUCGGCUUCGUCGAACGUUCUCGAAGACAGCAACAAACUCAUGUUUGACGUCGUUUACGGUGUGCCUUGUCAAGGACAAUCGCGACAAGAAAGUGUUUGUCAAUGUUUGUUUUACCUCGUACAUAUGAGCGUGUUUAUUUUACAGAGACUAUGAUGGCGUUCAGCUGGAGUUCAUCUGGCUCUUUAUAAAUGUUCGGUCAAAUAUUUUUGUCCCUUUGGAAGAAACAAUGUCAGCGCUACUAUAGCUGCAGCCAC
Messenger RNA from Dermacentor albipictus, 3488 nucleotides. RefSeq names its product endothelin-converting enzyme 2-like. Gene Ontology annotation, molecular function: metalloendopeptidase activity. Gene Ontology annotation, cellular component: plasma membrane. Gene Ontology annotation, biological process: protein processing. Lineage: Eukaryota; Metazoa; Arthropoda; Arachnida; Ixodida; Ixodidae. The record is from RefSeq and is a predicted model, not a curated record.